CCACCAAUUGGCUAUUCCGGCAGUUCGUUUUUUUUUAAUUCGUUCAGUGAAGCAGUGGUUGAACGAACUAGGUAGAUCAUGCUUUUUGGAGAAGCAAAAAACUAUAAAUUAUAUUAUUACAUGAUAAAAAGAAAAAACUAAAAGAGAACCAUACUUCAGUUUUUGGAGAGGUUUCAGAACUUCGGCUUCAGUUCAGCUUCAGCGUUCAGCCUUCAGUCGAACGAUGGCCGUGGCCGAGGAGGUCGAAACACUGUCUGAAGAGCUGAAACGAUGCGCCAUCCACAAUUACAUCUCGGAAGAAAGCAAGAUCGGACUUACGAACAGGCUGAAAGACAGCUUGCAGCAGGGCGGAUCCAGCAACAGGGAUGAAACAACAACAGUUCGUAAGAUUGGUUCAUUUUACAAGAAAACGCUCGAGGACGUUAUUACCAAGUCGAACACCCCGUCCGACCUCCAUUUGAUCACAAGCUUAAUGGACGAGUCGUCGGCGGCUGUUCAGAGGCAGAUGGAAGACUUCAACCCUUCGUCAGCCGAGUGGAACAUUUUCUUCAAAGGCGACGGCAACAGCGUCGAAAGCUGGUGCCAAGGCGGGUUUGACGAGUUGGUGAAACUUUCGAGGCAGGCCGUCAUUUUAGAUUACAGCGCGUUCAUGAAUUACGACCUUCUAAACGAGCCAGAACCCAAGGCAAGGAAGGAGAGGGUGAACAGGGCGAUGACGCAGAGCCAGCAGGCAGUGAAGAAGCCGAAGGAGAUGACAACACCGGCGGAGGACAGCCGCCUAGAGAUGAAUAUGAAGGCCGCUUUGAAUGUACUUAUCACUCUCACAAAAAAUAAAAAAUGGCUACCUUAUUUCGAGUUUGUUUUAAAUCCUUCGUCUUUCGUCCAGACGACUUACAACAUGUACAUAGUUGCAUUCCUAGUGAGCGAACAUUAUGCCAAACUCGGCGUUGGCGCAAAUGAGGAACUGUUCAUAGCACCAAUAAGGGGAAACAUGAAUGAGACGAAUAGGGCGGAGUCGAUCAAAUCGGAUCGGAUGCAUACAGUGAUUGGACUUUCUCCGCCCGAGUGGACCUUGCUCGUCAAGAGGCUCGGAAUAAAAAAAAAUCUGCUGCCAGAGUUCUGCCCGAAACAAAGCGAACUCGACAACGAGGACUUGGAGCGUUUCUCACAGGGGAUCCAAUUCCUUAAACCGUAACAAUUUUAAUUCAUCCCUAAUUUAUUUAUUUAUUGUUUAUUGUAUUUUUAGAAAUUACCAGAGAAAAAGCGAAGAGAGAAAAAAAGGC
Messenger RNA from Cimex lectularius (bed bug), 1283 nucleotides. RefSeq lists its product as uncharacterized. The transcript has 5 exons. Gene Ontology annotation, biological process: DNA repair. Bases 224 to 1195 code for a protein of 323 amino acids. Gene Ontology annotation, cellular component: Smc5-Smc6 complex; nucleus. NCBI's taxonomy places the organism in Eukaryota, Metazoa, Arthropoda, Insecta, Hemiptera, Cimicidae. The record is from RefSeq and is a predicted model, not a curated record.